Messenger RNA from Brassica rapa (field mustard), 5171 nucleotides. Its product is annotated as general transcription and DNA repair factor IIH subunit TFB5. Gene Ontology annotation, cellular component: transcription factor TFIIH holo complex; transcription factor TFIIH core complex. Gene Ontology annotation, biological process: nucleotide-excision repair; transcription by RNA polymerase II; transcription initiation at RNA polymerase II promoter. Lineage: Eukaryota; Viridiplantae; Streptophyta; Magnoliopsida; Brassicales; Brassicaceae. Gene Ontology annotation, molecular function: zinc ion binding; nucleic acid binding. The record is from RefSeq and is a predicted model, not a curated record.
UCUGACCUAAUUUUUUUUUUUUUUUUUUCUUUUCCUUCUUCCUACCGCAAUCUAAAUGUCAAACUCAGGCAAUGCCUCAGCCGAGAUGGCUCUUGUUUUCAACCCCUCGGACAUGAAAUCGUCCAUCAUCUCGCUCAACAUGAACGGGAUCACAAAACUAACCUCCGCAAACUUCAUCACGUGGAGACUUCAAGUUCAAGCUCUACUUGAAGCGCAUGAACUUCAUGUCUUCAUAUCAGACACAGAUCAGACACCAGAGGAGACAGUCACCGAUGCAGAUGGAGCAGUCACACCCAACCCAACUGUAGCAGUAUGGAAGCGGCAAGAUCGUCUUCUGUACAGCUCUAUCCUUGGAACUCUCUCACUCAACGUUCAACCAGUUGUUGCUAGAGCAACCACAACUCGAGAGAUCUGGACACUACUACACAACACCUACGGGAAACCAUCAAGGGCACAUGUCAAACAAAUCAAACAAAGUUUGAAAAAGAGCAGUAAAGGAACACAAUCCAUAACAGAGUAUAUGCGCGGCGUCAUGGCCAAAGCCGACCAACUAGCACUACUUGGAGCGGCUCUCGACCAUGAAGAUCUACUCGACUACAUCAUAGAGGGACUCAGUGAAGACUACAAAGCCAUAGUUGAGAUGGUAAAUGGUCGUGAUGUUCCAAUUACUCUUGAGGAACUUCAUGAAAAGCUUCUGAUUCGAGAAAACUCUCUCACAACAACAGAAGAGAUCAAUGGCUCAUCAGUCCCAGUAACUGCAAACGCAGCUCAAACUCGUCAAUUCCAGCAACCUCAACAAACUCAACGACCACAAUACAGAGGACAAUCAUCAACUCGUGGAGGCUAUCAAGGUAGAGGUCGUGGCUACCUUGGUAAGUGUCAGAUAUGUGGGACACAAGGACACAGUGCACGCAGAUGUCCACACUACUCCUCUGCUUCUCCUCAACAUCAAAUUCAAUAUCGUCCAGGAGCACCACUACUGCAGACACCGCAAUGGCAUGCUUCUCCACAGAUGACUCAUCCGCAAUGGAACCCUCAGGCUCAUUACACAACUGCAAGCACGUCUGAUAUGUCUGUGUCUCCAUGGUUACUAGACAGUGGUGCCUCACAUCACAUUGCCUCAGACCUCCACAACAUGUCUCUCCACGCACCCUAUCAAGGAGGCGAUGACGUCAUGAUUGGCAAUGGAACCGGACUGCCUAUCACCCAUACUGGUUCAACUAAACUCCCUCUCUCUUCGCGCCCUUUAACACUCAAUAAUAUUCUUUGUGUUCCAUCAAUGAAGAGAAAUCUUAUCUCAGUCAAUAAACUCUGCAAGACUAACAAUGUCAUGGUUCAAAUGUGUCCUUAUGAAUUUCAGGUGAAGGACCUCAGAACGGGGGAAACACUGGUCAACGGCAAGGCCAGUAAAGGUGUCUACGAGUGGCCGACUGAAUCUUCCUCUGUUCUUAAUAAUGUUUUGGUGUUUUCUAGUUUUAAAACCUCGAGAUCGGGCUGGCACUCUCGUUUAGGCCACCCGAACUCUCAAACUCUUGGUCACAUGAUUUCUAGUUUUCAUUUACCAGUGUCGUCUUUAUCGUCUUUACCCUGCAACUCUUGUCAUAGCAAUAAAACACAUAAACUCCCAUUUUCAAACACCACACUCUCUUCGUCUCGCCCUCUUGAUAUUAUCUUUUCUGAUGUUUGGACGUCACCUAUUCACUCUAUUGAUGGCUAUAAAUACUUUGUGCUAUUUGUUGAUCAUUUCACAAGGUACACUUGGAUGUAUCCAAUGAAAACCAAGUCACAAGUCUCUCAAAUCUUUCCAGCGUUCAAGAUGCUAGUGGAGAAUCGUUUUAAAUCGAAAAUUACAACCCUAUACUCAGACAAUGGGGGCGAGUAUGUUGGCCUAAGGUCGUAUCUUGCUCAACACGGCAUAGCUCAUCACACGAGUCCACCGCAUACGCCAGAGCACAACGGAGUGUCUGAACGAAAGCACAGGCACAUUGUGGAGACAGGCCUCACUCUUCUCCAACACGCAGGCAUUCCAAACACAUACUGGAGCUACUCCUUUGCAGCAGCUGUAUAUCUCAUAAAUCGCAUGACAACUCCAGUACUGGCGAACUCAUCUCCAUUUCAAGCCUUGUUCCAGACACCACCAAACUACAGCAAACUCCGAACCUUUGGAUGUCUCUGCUACCCCUGGAUACGACCCUAUGGCACCAACAAAUUCACACCUCGCUCGACCCCCUGCGUCUUCAUGGGUUACUCUCUUACUCAAAGUGCUUUCCUAUGUCUUGAUGUCUCUAACUCUCGCGUUUUUGUUUCACGUCAUGUCAUUUUUCAUGAGUCCAUCUUUCCAUUUGCAUCUCUUUUAAAAGCCUCCACUGCAUCUGAUACUCUUAAUAUAUCUAACUCUUCAAAUUCAGCUUCUUUUGUUCCUAUAUUCAGUCAGUCAUCUGUAGUGCCUUUGGCGCCUACGGCGACAGUGUCAACUCCGGUCUCAGGAACUUCACCAACAACGACACCGGCAUCAUCAUCACCUCCUGAGACAACGUCAACAACAGCAACGGUCACUACCUCGACCUCACUACCUCAACCUUCAGCAACUACGACUGAGACAACCAACACUCACUCCAUGACAACACGGUCUAAGAACAACAUCACCAAACCAAACCAAAAGUAUGGUCUGGCGGCUAUACUUGCUGAACUAGAACCAGCCAAUCUUGCUCAAGCCCUGAAAGACAAACGAUGGAGAAUGUCCAUGAGCGACGAGUACAAUGCAAUAGUCAGGAACAGAACGUUUGAUCUUGUUCCACGAUCAAUGGCCACGAACAUUGUUGGCUGCAGAUGGCUUCAUCGCAUCAAAUACAACCCUGAUGGUACAGUCAAAGGCAACAAGUCGCGUCUCGUCGCAAAGGGCUUUCACCAACGACCGGGAAUCGACUUUCAUGAGACAUUCAGUCCUGUCAUUAAACAUGCCUCUAUACGUCUGGUCAUUGGACUAGCAGUAGCACAGAACUGGGCUCUCAAGCAGCUAGAUGUCAACAACGCAUUCCUCCAAGGGGAUCUCGAUGAAGAAGUCUAUAUGACCCAGCCGCCGGGAUUCAUUGAUAAGGACAAACCCGACCAUGUCUGUCGACUACGCAAGGCUAUCUACGGUCUAAAACAAGCUCCUAGAGCAUGGUAUAAUGCUCUCCGAGACGCACUCAUCAGUGUUGGAUUUGUCAACUCCAUGGCUGAUGCAUCACUAUUUGUGUUCAGCUCAGGCAGUCUGCUCAUGUACAUCCUAAUAUAUGUAGAUGACAUCAUUGUGACCGGUAACAGUCUACUGGAAAUCACCAAGUUCAUCAAAUACUUGUCAUCACGCUUCUCCCUUAAGGAUCUCGGUGAUCUAUCCUACUUCCUCGGCAUGGAGGCUCAUCGAACUACUUCAGGACUCCACCUCACACAAACCAAAUACAUCACUGAUCUUCUCGCUAAAACAAAGAUGACUGAAGCUAAAGCCGUCACCACUCCUAUGUGCUCUACGCAAGUGCUGACUCAGAAAGGUGGUGUCUCUCUCAGUGAUCCUCUAUCGUUCCGUGCAAUUGUUGGUAGCCUGCAGUAUCUCUGUCUUACAAGGCCUGACAUAGCCUUUGCAGUCAACAGAUUGUCUCAGUUCAUGCACCACCCUACAACACUCCACCUCGAAGCAGCAAAGCGCGUACUUCGAUACCUUGCGGGCACUGCAACAAAAGGACUAUUCUUCUCUCGCAACACGCCACUCACACUCCAUGCCUACUCAGACGCAGACUGGGCAGGAGAUCACGAUGACUACACGUCCACAGGAGCAUACAUUGUCUACCUUGGCAAGCAACCUAUCUCUUGGAGCUCCCGCAAAAUGAAAGGAGUUGCUCGCUCCAGCACAGAAGCCGAGUACAGAAGCCUUACUGGAGCAGCAGCAGAAGUCCUAUGGAUCACUCACCUCCUCCAAGAACUCCGGGUUCCCUUGAAGACCACACCAACUCUGUUUUGUGACAACAUAGGAGCAACCUACUUGGCAGCAAACCCGGUCUUCCACUCACGAAUGAAACAUCUAGCACUGGACUAUCACUUUGUUCGGGAGCUGGUACAACGCAAGUUUCUUCGUGUGUCACACAUCAGCACCACAGACCAACUCGCUGAUGCACUCACCAAACCUCUUCCGAGGGCACGGUUUCAUGAUCUAUUCGUCAAGAUUGGACUGUCUACGACUCGUCCAUCUUGAGGGGGCGUAUUAGUGUAUAUCCAUACUGAAGAUAAUGAUCAAAGAUAAUACGCUAGUACUUAUCUACAGAUUUGAUCUUAUCAAAGAUCUUGUAUACCAUGUAUAAAUAAGCUCUCACGUUAUCAAUAAUAUAUACAUUCAAACCUAUCUUACAUUCAGAUCAUUCGGAUAAACUCUUUGACAUCUUGUAUCAUUUUUCUUAAGAUGUAUCUAUUGGUAUGAUCUCAUGCUUUGUUUUUUUUGUAGUAUUCUGGAAUUUUUUGCAGAUGUGGCUCAAUGAUACACAAUUACACAUACUUAAGAAAAAAACUAGUGAUCAGUCAAACAACAAAAGAAGUUGGGUGGUUCAUGUGAACUUUGAUCUUUUUUUUAUAAAAAGUGAAAAAGUGAGGCUCGUUUUGAGAUAAAACGAGUCCAAAACCCUUUUUCUUUUUUUCAUUUGUGCGUCUGUUGGCCAUCGUCUCGUCAAGCCAGGGGAAUCUCGUGAACAAGACAACUCAAAAUGGUUAAUGCCAUCAAAGGAGUGUUCAUCACCUGCGAUAUUCCCAUGGCGCAGUUCAUAGUGAACAUGAACAACUCGAUGCCUUCCUCUCAGAAGUUCAUUAUUCAUGUUCUCGAUAGUACUCACUUGUUUGUCCAGCCUCAUGUUGAGCAGAUGAUCCGCAGCGCCGUUGCUGAGUUUCGUGAUCAAAACUCUUACGAGAAGCCUUCUUAAAACAAAUAUAAUACACUGCACCUAUCAAUCCAUCUAUCAAAAUGCCUUCUUUUUCUUUCUCUGUCAGAUUGAAUCAUCUUGUGCAAAGAUUAGAUUACUCAUGCUUGCUUAUAAUGGUGUGACAUUGUCAAAUAAUCAGUCUAUUUUCUCUGGGUAUGUUUUGAUUAGUUGGAGAUUCAUGUGGGAUACUCAUUUUUUACAAGUGGAAAGAUGGUUUUUGAUAUUGUU